Bemisia tabaci is the source of this 745-nucleotide messenger RNA. RefSeq names its product profilin chickadee (gene chic). Gene Ontology annotation, molecular function: actin monomer binding. Gene Ontology annotation, cellular component: cell cortex. The record is from RefSeq and is a predicted model, not a curated record. NCBI's taxonomy places the organism in Eukaryota, Metazoa, Arthropoda, Insecta, Hemiptera, Aleyrodidae.
UCCCAUCCGGCCUUAGUUGCUGAAGUGAUCGGUCGUCCGGUGGUAGUGAUUUCAGAGUUUGUGAUUUAUUUUAAUUCUAGAAUCUAGAUUAAGUUUUCAAAAUGAGCUGGCAGGAUUACGUGGAUAAACAAUUGUUAGCUUCAAAAUGUGUAACAAAAGCUGCAAUUGCAGGACACGACGGAAAUGUUUGGGCGAAAUCCGACGGUUUUGAAAUUUCAAAAGAAGAACUUGCAAAAUUACUGCAAGGAUUCGAUAAACAAGAUCUGCUCACAUCUUCCGGAGUUUUCCUCGGAGGCAACAGAUAUAUUUACCUAUCUGGUACAGACAAAGUAAUACGGGCUAAACUUGGCAAAGUAGGAGUUCACUGCAUGAAAACACACCAAGCUGUUGUUGUUUCAAUAUAUGAAGAUCCCAUUCAACCUCAGCAAGCAGCGUCUGUGGUCGAGAAGUUAGGAGAUUACCUUAUUUCAUGUGGUUUUUAAUAGUGUGAAUUGGCUGUUUGGGUCUGGUGGUGAGAACUCAAAAGCAAAAAAACAAAAAGAAAAUCAUCGUUAUGGAAAACUUAAAGUGUGCUCCCACUCAAUAACAAAGAACUAUUAUUGCAUUUUUAAAUUUUUUUAAAUUUAUUUUUAAUACUUUGUCAGUGAAAUGACUCGUGAUAGUGUGAGUUCUUUGCUAUACACUUUGUUAUAUUCAUCUGUCUUUUUCUCAUUUUGAAUUAUUAUUUAUUUUCCCUCCCCUUUAA